UCUCCGAUGUCGUCCCGCAUAUCAUUUUGUACUCUCCACCAUUACCGUUCUAAUUCUUCUUUUGCGUUUCUCUAUAUCUCAUAAUAAGUUUGAAUAUUGAACUGGAAAGGCGCACGGGCUCGCUACCCUAAAUCACUCGUUUAUCAGCAAUUUACAUGAUUUGCGCGACAUUCUAACGCCAUCGCUACUUCGGAGUCGCGACUUUUGCGAUGCGAUGAUUCCUCUGGCUGCUCCAGUCGGUCUUUAAACAGUUUGAAGGGCAGGACAAGGAUUGUUGCUCCUCUGCUAUAUAUUUUGAAUUUCUGUCAGGGUCCUUAACUUUGCCAUCCAUUCUGGCCCGGUCUACCUUGUUCUGAUACCCCGCAACCCUUGGGGUAAGCACUAUGGCACCAUUGCUAGGAAGCUGGACACCACCGGAGACCAGUGAGUCUCUAUGCCCAAGAAUCGAGAAAAAUGCUGGUAGAAAGAGCAUCCUCUACAUCGACGCCUACGACUCAUUCUCGUACAAUGUUGUCGCCAUGCUCGAAGAAGUCCUCAACGUCAAGGUCACUGUGAUGACAAUCGACUUGGAAUGGCCAGACGGUAACAUCACAGAAUUCCUGCAGCAUUAUGAGGCUGUGGUUCUCGGGCCUGGGCCCGGAGACCCCAAGGUUCCGAAAGACGUCGGUAUUAUGAAAGAUAUCUGGAACCUUGGCGAGGCAGAUAUGUUACCUGUGUUUGGGAUCUGCCUAGGGUUCCAGAGUUUGUGUCUUCAUCAUGGAAUUCCUAUUGGGAGGUUGCCGUAUCCGUUGCAUGGUCAAGUUCAUCGGAUUUCUACGGCGGGGGAGGAUGUUUUUGAUGGGAUGCGCGAUCUCAGGGUUACGCUUUACCAUUCAUUAUAUGCUAGAUUGGACAAUCACGAGGCUUCUAUUGAAGGGAAAACUGGUCCUACAAAACUUGACAACGAACUCGAUCUCCUCGCUUGGUUGUUCAUUGACAACACGGAGACUAAAGUGGGAACGCAGAUUCCCAUGGCUAUUCGCCACCGGAGCAAACCGUUCUGGGGUGUACAAUUCCACCCAGAAUCAUGCAAAUCCGAUAGAAAAGCUUGCGAUCAAUUACUCAGGAGAUGGUGGGAAAUGGUUCUGAACUUCAACAAAAGGACCGGGCGUGGGGGUUAUGGAACGCUCCCGGACACACUCGUUACCCGCUCGGAUGAUGUGGCUUCUCUUCCGGCUAUCGCGUUUACGAUGUUGAAAUGGAGUGCUUCAACUUCAAGAAAGUCUGCCUGUCGAUCAUUCUCACGAGCUGGUUUGACCGCGGAAACGAUAUGCGAGGCGCUCAACACCCCCGGCUCGCCAACCGUACUAUUCCAGUCAAACGGAAGAUAUAGUAUCAUAUCUGUUCCGAGUCCAGGUUCGUGGAGAUUGGAAUACUACAGUGCUUCUGGGAAGUUAUUACUGGAAGAUUUGAGCAAUCGGGGCGCAACGAAAUCGCGUGAAGACACGACGUUCGUUGAGAAGUCACUUUCGGCAUUUCAGUUCUGGGAUGCGUUGAGAUAUCUGAUGGAGAUGAAAAAGGUCGACAAUGGUGACCAUACUGUUCCCUUCUGGGGAGGGUUCUUAGGAUACUUUUCCUACGAAAUGGGCCUUGCUUGCCUUGCACGCCCGAAGGAUGCAGAAGGCAUGCAUAAUGGCUUUGAGGGUCAUUCUUCGCGCAAUGGUGCCACCGUUGAGGACCCUGCGGAUGCCAGUCUUUUGUGGACUGAUCGGAGUAUUGUCGUUGACAACCAGAUGGGUCGAUUCAUUGUUCAGUCAACUCGAGAAUCUGACAACGUGCCAGCUGGCUGGCUUGAUCAGACAGUUCAGUUGCUCAAUGAGCUUCUAACUGCUAAUACCCUAAAUGGUGACGAUAAUAUCAUCGCGGAUGAUAUGCAAACCUUAGACUCCAUCCUCGAUCAGGGCGAGAUUACUUUUCCCAGUUCACAGUCUUAUCUCAAGCAAGUGGGAGAUUGCAAGGCUGAGCUGGAAGCCGGCGAAUCGUACGAGUUAUGCCUAACCUGCGAAACGUCAAUCGCAUUACCAUCUCCGAACACUGACAGCGGCCGCGCAAAUUUUCCCUGGAAGCUGUAUAAGCGCCUGAGGAAGUACAAUCCCGCAGCAUUCAGCGCUUAUGCAAAACUCGGAAACGUCAAGAUCGUGAGCAGCAGCCCUGAAUGUUUCCUCAACUGGGACCGAGAAUCGACCCUUGAGAUGAAACCGAUGAAGGGCACGGUACGCAAGACCGGCAACAUGACCAUGGAAAAGGCUAAGGAAAUUCUGGGUUCAACAAAAGAAGUGGCAGAGAAUCUCAUGAUUGCGGAUCUAAUCCGUCACGACCUUUACGGCAUAUGUGGCUCCGGUAACGUCUACGUCGAGAAACUCCUCGAAGUUGAAGACCACGGACGAGUUUUCCAAAUGAUCACCCACGUCAAGGGUGAUGUCAACCCAUGCCGGCUGGGUCCUGCAGUACGGGACAUGCCACAACUUCAGACAUCGAAUAUGGCCGUUCACGGACUCACAGCUCUACAACGAUGCCUCCCUCCCGGUUCAAUGACCGGCGCACCCAAGGAACGCUCAUGCAUGCACCUAAGCUCGAUAGAGAAUCGGACGCGUGGGAUCUACUCCGGUACCAUGGGAUACCUUGACCUAGGAGGUGGAGGAAGCUUUUCCGUCCUCAUCCGCACUGCCUUCUCGUCCUCUGAUGAUAGGGACGAGGAGCAGUUAUGGCGGAUUGGUGCUGGUGGAGCAGUAACCACUCUUAGCACUGCUGAGGGCGAGUGGGAUGAGAUGCUGACUAAGUUAAGGACUGUUUGCAACAUCUUUACGCCUUUGGACUCGAACGGCCGAGGGAGGUUGUGAAGGUUUUUACACUUCUAUGUCUAUGUUUCAUCAUGCCUCCUUUUUUCUAAUUUGUUCACUUUGGGUCGGCUUCAACAUUUGAAUAUAUUUGCAUUGGGAUAGAUGGUAGAGAUUCGAUUCAACAUUUAGCGUUAGGGUUAUAGGAUUGGUUUCUCGUUCCUUUCAUGACAUUGUAUAGUUCGCAUUCUGGUAUGUAUUUUCUGCUAUUUCCCUGUAAAUAUCAAACUGUCAAGCUAAAUUAAUAUAGAGGGCUUUAGCUUU
Molecule: messenger RNA, 3140 nt
Organism: Aspergillus ruber CBS 135680
Lineage: Eukaryota; Fungi; Ascomycota; Eurotiomycetes; Eurotiales; Aspergillaceae
Gene: pabA
Product: aminodeoxychorismate synthase pabA
Exons: 1
Coding region: 384-2879 (831 amino acids)
Biological process (GO): L-tryptophan biosynthetic process
Source: RefSeq, a predicted model, not a curated record